Messenger RNA from Malassezia globosa CBS 7966, 777 nucleotides. RefSeq lists its product as uncharacterized. Lineage: Eukaryota; Fungi; Basidiomycota; Malasseziomycetes; Malasseziales; Malasseziaceae. Gene Ontology annotation, biological process: protein transport; endocytic recycling; reticulophagy. The record is from RefSeq and is a predicted model, not a curated record. Gene Ontology annotation, molecular function: phosphatidylinositol binding. The transcript has 2 exons. The coding region runs from base 1 to 777 and encodes 258 amino acids. Gene Ontology annotation, cellular component: early endosome; phagophore assembly site.
AUGUCAAGCGGCGACAAAAACGGGUUAGAGUGGCUUGGAGAGCUGCGUGUUCUUGUACUAGAUCCACGCAAAGAGACUCACGGUGCCCAACAACAGAACAGGACGAACGACACGCACGCGCCAACGACCAGAGGCUCACAGACAUUUGUGUCGUAUGGCGUUCGCGCUGAAACAAAUCUACCUCAUUUCUCCCGCACAUACAUGAUCACAAGGAAGCGUUUUCAGGACUUUGUGUUUCUUCACGAUGCACUUGUGUCCGAUUUCCCCGCGUGCAUUGUGCCACCGUUGCCGGGAAAGCACAGAAUCGGCUAUUUGACGGGCGAUCGCUUUAGUUCCGAGUUCAUCAUGCGGCGGUGCAUGGAGUUGCAGCUAUUUCUAGAGCGGGUGUGCCGACAUCCGUUGCUGCAGCGGGCAAAAAUCUUGCAGCAGUUUCUCGAGUCGAACGAGUGGCACAUUGACAUGCACACACAUUCUGGACAGCCGAUUGCAAGUACGUCGGGCGCUCCUACACCGGAGGUGCCAUCUUCAUCGACGGGUGGAAUUCUAGAGUCGAUGAGUGAUAUAUUUGUGAACGCAUUUACCCGCGUGAGGAAGCCGGAUCCGCGAUUCAUUGCCAUCAAAGCUGGUCUCGAGGGCGAAGAAGAUCGGACCACACAAUGGGAACGAGUGCUCCUUCGGAAUCGGACACAUGUAUCUGGUAUGUUUUCAGGCUCCUUGGCAUGGUUGGUUGGUUGUUGUAUUGCCAGGCCAUUUCGUUUAUGCGCGAGAUAUCGAUGA